CCAUUCAUCGUUGCAGUUGGGCGUUGGACUCCGCAUCUUAUUAGUAACCAGGGAAAUUUCUCCAUUUUCUGUGCUUUUUUACAGUGUCAGAGCACAAAUCUGAUUUAUUUUUGUAAAACUUAACCAGUUCAGGUUGUUUUUUAUAACACCGGUCUUUGUCUUAAUAUUGGAAUUGCUCACCGCGUGUAUUUUUAAUUCAGCUCUUUAUAGUGAGGAGUCGGUGGCUUGCUGCUCUUUGUUCUGUAUUGGGAUCUGUUGAGCUCUUUGUUGGAGGGAAAGCAUGGGAGCGCAAUUCACAAAAACAGCUGGAAAAGAAGAAACAGCAGCUGAAAACCCAGGAGAGGCUGCAGUUUCACCCUCCAAAGCCAACGGACAGGAAAAUGGCCACCUAAGAGUGAACGGCGAUGCAUCUCCAGCAGCUGCUGAGCAGAAAGAAGAGGUCCGGACCAACGGCACCGCACCAGCAGAGGAUGGAGAGAAGAACGAGGAAGCUCCUGCUGAAAAGGAGGCCACAGAUGCAAACACAGAAGCGAUUGCACCGACUGAAGAGGAGGCUGUAAUGGAUGGAGCAACUCCCUCGACAAGCAACGAGACCCCUAAGAAGAAGAAGAAGCGCUUUUCUUUUAAGAAAUCUUUCAAACUGAGUGGCUUCUCUUUUAAGAAAACCAAGAAGGAGACAGGGGAUAACGGCGAGGAGGCAGUAGCGGCAGGCAACGAUGAAGCCAAGACGGAUGGAGCUGUUGAAGGUGUGUCAGAAGAGAAGGCCCAAACCACAGAGGAGGCGGCCAAAACAGAGCAGAAUCCAGUAGAGGAGACCAAGCCUACCAGUCCUGCAACUGAGGAGUCAAAAACUGAGCCAGCAGUGGCGACAGAGCCCAGUCCUUCUCAGAAUGAAGCAGCUGCGGCAGAAGAAUCGGCUCCCUCUGCACAGGAAGCAGAAUGCAGUCCAGAGGCCCAAGCAGAAGCUGCCACAGAGUAGUUGAAAGAAUGGGAAAUCAAAGAAGUGUUCCCUGUUGUACAGUGGAGCGGUGCCAGGGUGUGAAAUAUUGGAGAACUUGUCUCUAACAAGGAUUAUUUUAAACGUUUUUUUUGUUUAGCAAUCUCUAAAAAUCUCACUUUGCUCAUGUGGUGUUUUUAUAGAGCUGUGAAAUUAGUGGGGAAGUGCAGAAAAGGCUGCAUUUAUCUGCACUAUAUUUUUUUACUUUUUGAAACAGUAUUAACUGGAUUUGUUUUUAUUUUUUGCAUUUUUAUACAAACAAAGCAGUGCAAAAUGUAUGGACAUGGCUGUGGAUUAAAGGCAGUUGGUUGAGUGGCCAAAAUUUUUUUUUUUAAUCUUUUAAACCACACGGCAUAAAAUCUCAGAGUAAAGGUUACUCAGUUCACCGUGUAUUUGGUCCCUCUAUAGACCUUUUUCUUGGAACGCAAAA
Danio rerio (zebrafish) is the source of this 1427-nucleotide messenger RNA. NCBI's taxonomy places the organism in Eukaryota, Metazoa, Chordata, Actinopteri, Cypriniformes, Danionidae. The record is from RefSeq and is a predicted model, not a curated record.